AUGAACACAAAUCGAGCAAUUGAAUACGUCGUCUCUCAAACGAGAGAAAACAUUUCUUUUUUGCUGUCGGCUCAGCAAAUAUCACCCUCAGAUGCUAUGGACAUACUCGACAAGCUCCCCAAGGUCUCUGCUGCCCCAAACCCCGAGUUGGACCGUACUUUUCCCGCUCCUUACACCGACUCGCGGAAUCCAGUACCACCGACAAAAACGCCCGUGAAUAUACUGGCUGCUCGCCCAGUACCACCUAUACCUUCGCCAUUUCUGUUUAGAGCCAAAGCGCUCUGGGCUUACAAUGAGGACGGGCGGGAACCCAAUGAUCUGACGUUCGCCGCAGGUGAUAUCAUCGAGGUGACGGACGAAAAGAAUUCCGACUGGUGGACUGGUAGGCUCAACGGCAAAGGAGGAGUGUUCCCAUCGUCAUACGUUCAGAAACUUCCUCGCGACCCUCCUCCUGCUCACCCAUUCCCAACUGGAGGAGGAUCUCAAUACCCCGAAAAGCCCCAUGCACACCCACCUCAGAACUUCCCCAGUGGACCACCUCCGCCUCAGAACUUCAACAAUGGACCUUCUUAUUACUCGUCCAACCCAUACCCGCCCCCACAAAAUAACUACUAUACACCACCUCCACAACAAGGGAACUCGACCCCCAUUUAUCAGACCGCGCCUCCACCCGCUGCCCCUGUGACUACUGUACAAGAGCCCGAGAAGAAACAGGGCUUCUUCAAAGGGGGAUUAGGAAACACUCUCGCUCAUUCCGCUGCUGGCGGUGUUGGUUUCGGAGCCGGUUCUGCUGUUGGGUCAGGUAUCAUCAACUCCAUUUUCUAA
Messenger RNA from Psilocybe cubensis, 825 nucleotides. RefSeq lists its product as uncharacterized. The coding region runs from base 1 to 825 and encodes 274 amino acids. Gene Ontology annotation, cellular component: ESCRT-0 complex. Gene Ontology annotation, biological process: protein transport to vacuole involved in ubiquitin-dependent protein catabolic process via the multivesicular body sorting pathway. The transcript is spliced from 4 exons. Lineage: Eukaryota; Fungi; Basidiomycota; Agaricomycetes; Agaricales; Agrocybaceae. Gene Ontology annotation, molecular function: protein binding. The record is from RefSeq and is a predicted model, not a curated record.